Molecule: messenger RNA, 612 nt
Organism: Columba livia (rock pigeon)
Lineage: Eukaryota; Metazoa; Chordata; Aves; Columbiformes; Columbidae
Gene: COXFA4
Product: NDUFA4 mitochondrial complex associated
Exons: 4
Coding region: 196-444 (82 amino acids)
Source: RefSeq, a predicted model, not a curated record
GCGCCGGCCAACGGCGAGGCGCGGCGGAGAGCGAACAGGCAAACGCCGGAGCUGCUACAUCCGGGCUGCGGCGUUGGGCACCUGCCGCGCCGGGGGCCUCGGGUGACAUUGGGCCUCGGCGGCUGCAGGACGGGGCCGGAGCCCGGGGGAACCUGAGACCUUUGCCUGAGACCUUCGCCUGCGCCCGCGGCCGCCAUGUUCCGCCUCAUCGUCACCCACGCCAAGAAGCACCCCAGCUUGAUCCCUCUGUUUUUGAUCAUUGGAUCUGGAGGUGUUGGCGCAGGACUGUAUCUCUUGCGUUUGGCAACAGUUAACCCUGAUGUCUGCUGGGACAAGAAAAAUAAUCCAGAACCUUGGAACAAACUGUCUCCCACUGACCAGUACAAGUUCUACUCGGUUAACGUAGACUACAGUAAACUGAAAAAGGACCGUCCUGACUUCUAAACAACACGCUCAUCUCUGUAAGCUGCACAGAAAGGUCUUCCAGAAGCCGUCCGCACAGUUGUCACACAUAAGCAUCCAGGAAAUAAUCAAACUUGCCUCAUGCUGCACUUGGUCAUGUUCUGAGUUCUGAGUGUUCUGAAGAGGCUUAAUAAAUGCCUGAAACUUGAA